CUCGUUUGGAAAAAAAAAUUGCGUGCGGGUCGUGCGAGCAUGUUUUAAAACGUUUCGGUUGAAAGUUUUGUGAAACUGUGCCUAAAAUACAGUAUUUUCCUUGUAAAAACUAUCGCGAAUAGAAGCUGGUGAUCGUACGUUGAGUUUUCAGUGUUUACGCAAUCGCCAUCUGCCAGCCAGCAUGUCCUAUCUGUGGCGGUUUGUCGCCCGGCAGCCACUGCUAGCGGUGCGUUCCCAGCAGUUGGCCUCACUUUCGACGGUCACGGCUAAUGCCCCGGACCCAGCACAGUUGGAAGAUUUCCGAACCCGCGAAUCGAAUCCGGUCAGCCAUGGUCGCAGCCAUCUUUCGCGAUUCUAUAGUAUCCCGAUCGAUGUUAGGAAACAAAUUUUCGCCCACGGAGGGCUUCCGAAAUCGUUCGAAAAGCAAACGAAAACUUUCAACGAAACCUGCCUGAUGGUUCGGGAACCGGCCAUUGAAUUGAUAGGCUAUUUGAAUGGGACCGAUUUCCAGAAGCCGGUUAACCGGUUUGUGCUGUAUGGGAAAGAUGGUGCUGGGAAAUCAUUGGUUUUGGCUCACUUGUUACACUAUGGGUCGAGUCAGAAGUUUGUGCUGGUUCAUGUUCCAUGGGUUCCGAAUUGGAUGAAGCGUGCUAAAGAAACGGCCAACUCUAGCACCCGGGAGGGAUGUUUGGAUCUUCCACUGGACGCGGCAGCUUGGUUGGUUCAUUUCAAAAAUCAAAAUGCAAAGUUGCUUUCGGAAUUAGAUCUGAAAACAAGCCGGGAGUACGUUUGGAGUAAACGUGAAGUUACACAGGCAGGUGCACCUUUAAUGGAACUGGUCGAGCACGGCAUAAACCGGGCCAAGUUCAGCUGCGAUACCGUGGCAGUUUUGCUUCGUGAGCUGAAAGAGCAAUCCACCCAGGGCAAAGCCAAAACAAUGGUCGUCAUCGAUGGAUUCAAUGCAUUCUUUCAUGACAAAACGAGACUUCAGACGGAAAAUAAGGUCCGCAUUACGCCGGACAAAAUGACCCUUACGCAGCCCUUCCUGGACAUCACCCGAGCCGAUUGGUGUAACGGGGUGUGCAUUCUAGCUGUGGAUCGAAUGGCUCUGACCGAGGACCGGAUGGAAUCGGAACUGCCGAUGUACCAACUACGUAGGGAAGGUUUCGAGCAUUUGGAUCCGUUUGUGCCGAUUCGAGUGGACAACUAUUCGGAGGAAGAGUACCACAGCUGCAUCCAGUACUACCUGAACCGGAAGUGGAUCCAGACGACGGAGCCGGGUUUCGAUCGGGAGCUGGAGUUUUUGAGUGGGAAGAAUCCGUUCAAGUUGAUGCAGUUGAGUGCUGGGUUGUGAGCUGGUGUUGAGAUUUGUGAAUAAUAGAGGAGUAUGGAAG
Uranotaenia lowii is the source of this 1394-nucleotide messenger RNA. RefSeq names its product 28S ribosomal protein S29, mitochondrial (gene mRpS29). NCBI's taxonomy places the organism in Eukaryota, Metazoa, Arthropoda, Insecta, Diptera, Culicidae. The transcript has 2 exons. Gene Ontology annotation, molecular function: structural constituent of ribosome. The record is from RefSeq and is a predicted model, not a curated record. Gene Ontology annotation, cellular component: mitochondrial small ribosomal subunit; mitochondrial ribosome. Bases 182 to 1354 code for a protein of 390 amino acids. Gene Ontology annotation, biological process: apoptotic process.